Molecule: messenger RNA, 858 nt
Organism: Penicillium riverlandense
Lineage: Eukaryota; Fungi; Ascomycota; Eurotiomycetes; Eurotiales; Aspergillaceae
Product: glycoside hydrolase family 75 protein
Exons: 3
Coding region: 1-858 (285 amino acids)
Molecular function (GO): chitosanase activity
Source: RefSeq, a predicted model, not a curated record
AUGCAUGUCCUUUCUACACUAGUCCUCGCUUCUGCCGGCCUCGCCUCGUCAUAUGAGCUGCCUGCCAAGUUAGAGCAGAUCUACAAGGAGCACAAGACUGGAGAAUGCAAGAAUAUUCUCGGAAGUGGUUUUAACAACGGUGACUCCAGUGCCAACAAUGUAGUCUAUUGCGGAGACAUUGAAGGAGCAAUAUUCCUGCACAGCACCGCAAAUGGAGGGAGUUAUGCUGACAUGGAUGUGGACUGUGACGGUGCCGACAAUUCUUCCGGGGCCUGUUCAAAUGAUCCUAGUGGCCAAGGCGUUACUGCCUUCCAGUCUGAGGUGAGCAAGUAUGGCAUCUCCGACUUAAAUGCCAACAUCCAUCCGUACGUCGUGUUCGGGAAUGAAGACUCAAACCCUCAAUUUGCUCCCAACAAGUUUGGGAUGGAACCUUUGAGCGUAAUGGCGGUGGUCUGCAACGGCCAGCUGCACUAUGGAAUUUGGGGAGACACUAACGGCGGGACCGCCACUGGUGAGGCUGCCAUCUCCACGGCAGAGCUUUGCUUCCCCAAUGCUGGCAUUACCGGCGACAAUGGCCAUACCCCGAGAGAUGUCCUUUAUAUCGGCUUUAAAGGGAAAGAAGCGUUUCCAGGAGCCAAGGCGGACUGGAAAGCUAAGAAUACCAAAGCCUUCGAGGAAAGCAUCAGGCCCAUUGGAGAUCGGCUCGUGGCUAAGCUCGGCACUGGGACAUCCCCAGUGCUUACAAGCUCAGCAUCUUCAGGCACACCUAUUGCCAGUCCCACAUGGACUCCGAGUUCCUCGUGGUCUGCGCCGCCGGGGCCGCCAACUCGUUACUGGCGACGAAACAUGCGUGCAUAG